Molecule: messenger RNA, 816 nt
Organism: Peniophora sp. CBMAI 1063
Lineage: Eukaryota; Fungi; Basidiomycota; Agaricomycetes; Russulales; Peniophoraceae
Source: the annotation of a GenBank genome assembly
AUGGGCAUCUGGUUAGAUCUAUUAUUGGUAUCCUCUUGUGCGUCUACCGAUAGUUCUCCACCUAUAAUCCUCGACGCCGAACUCAUCGUGAGCCGCAGAGCUCUGGAUACGCUUCAUGCGGCGCUGUUGGGGGUGUGCUACUACCACUAUUCCGUCACACACUUCGCCGACUACGACGCUCUGAAACAGCCACAUUGGUCUCUGCUAGUUCAAGUAGGCGUAGGGACUGUCAUAACUCUACUCGUUCAAUGUUUCUACGCGUAUCGCAUCUACCGCCUUAGCAAAAGAGUGAUUGUACCUCUGGUCAUCGUUGCUCUGUCAGUUGGUCAAGAGGUCAUGGGCGGUAUAGUCUACAUGAUUCGAUCAUUUCAGGCCCAUAGGAUUGUACCAAAGAGUUCCCUACAAGGAGAUUCUGUUAUCUUUACCACUGCAGGACUUGCGUGCGAUGUUUGGAUCGCGACAAGCCGAAGUAGCCUCAUUUACGCGCCAUUCUUCUUCGUCAUGAUCCGCUUGUACAGUUGCUCGCUCAUGACUAUCAUGAAUGGCAGAGAGAACUUGCUUCGCACGCUGCGCAUGUCUGUGUCGAAGCCACGGAACUCGUCAUUGGCGGGUACUGGACCUCACAUAUAUGCAAGCGCUCCAAGAAGACACGAAGAUACAGACGUGGAAUCUAAACUACCGGAUCCUCUCGCAUCUCGUAUUGAGACCGUGAGGCCGUACGAUGGGAGUCAGUCAUCGUUGAGACCGCUCGACGACUUCCAGAUGACCAACUGGUCCGGCCCGUCCACGAUCACUGACGAGAGAUGCCAGGUCUGA